UGGGCGGCCGAGCCCCGGCUGCACGCCGCCUCCGGGGCGGCCGCCGCCCGACUGCUCAAGCCCGAGCUGCAGGUGUGCGUGUUCUGCCGGAACAACAAGGAGGCGGUGGCGCUCUACACCACCCACAUCCUGAAGGGACCCGACGGGCGAGUGCUGUGCCCGGUGCUGCGCCGCUACACGUGUCCCCUGUGCGGUGCCAGCGGCGACAACGCGCACACCAUCAAGUACUGCCCGCUCUCCAAAGUGCCGCCGCCGCCCGCCGCCCGCCCGCCGCCGCGCAGCGCCAGGGACUGCCAGCCGGGGAAGAAGCUACGCUGAGCGCCUGGGCUCCCGUCUGCCCCCACCUGACGCCACCAGGGUCAACCGCCUGCCCGCUCUCUCAUUUUUGGUCUGCGCACCGUCUUUCCCUCGCUGUGGGAGAGGCUUGGAGAUCAGCAGUUGGCUCAGCUUGGGAAGAAGUCUUGGUUUUGUCAAAGCAAGCCGGCCGUACGGAGUACUUUCCUGUCGAAGAGCGGUUGAGACUAGACGCUAACAUCUUGAUUUGUUUAUGUCUAUAGUUUCCAGUUUGUGCACAUCCAGACGGUGAAGGCUGGGUGUGUAUUCCACUACCUGAAAUAUGGCAACUUAGUGGCGCUGUUUAUUUACGGUAUACGUCGAUCUAUUUUAGAUGCGCAUCAGUAUGAAGUGUCUCCAUCUAAUCUCGGAUGUUUAAUUUUAUGGAGGCACUUUACUAGGUCUAGAAUAUUUUUUUAAAAGCCUCAUAACUGGACUUGAAACUGACGAUUUUAUGGAAUGUCGGCAAAUUGACUAUUUUAUUGUUUGAAACAAUUUCUUAGUUGUCCUUAAAUCAGUUAUUCUAAUUCCAGGUGAAGCAAGCCCUGGCAGCAUCACUGUUUUGAGAAGUGAAGGUUUAGUAAACUUUCCAGUAUUGAUUUGUGUGGGUUACUCCCUCCUUGUGGCUUGUUUCGGUCUUGGCUGGAGGUGUAAAAAAUGUACAAUCUGUAGCAGGUAGAGUACAGCUCCUUAUCGUUUUAUGUACCAGAUCUUUUUAUUACCGAACUAGGAACUAGUCUUUCCACCUUGAAAAAUUGUGCCAAGUUAAAAUCUUAUUGUGUAUACACUUGGAAAUUGGUGCUGUUUAAAAAACCUGACUUGUGUAUUUAUACAGUAACAGUAUAUGAAUUCAUUAAUCUUGCCUA
Molecule: messenger RNA, 1199 nt
Organism: Herpailurus yagouaroundi (jaguarundi)
Lineage: Eukaryota; Metazoa; Chordata; Mammalia; Carnivora; Felidae
Gene: NANOS1
Product: nanos C2HC-type zinc finger 1
Exons: 1
Molecular function (GO): zinc ion binding; RNA binding
Source: RefSeq, a predicted model, not a curated record